This is a messenger RNA of Parastagonospora nodorum SN15, 531 nucleotides long. RefSeq lists its product as hypothetical. The transcript is spliced from 3 exons. The record is from RefSeq and is a predicted model, not a curated record. Bases 1 to 531 code for a protein of 176 amino acids. Lineage: Eukaryota; Fungi; Ascomycota; Dothideomycetes; Pleosporales; Phaeosphaeriaceae.
AUGUCGAACGAAGAGAGAUACCAGGCCGCUAGCGAGAUCUUCGAUGUCGACCCCGAACAAACUCCCCUCCUAAUUGCCUGCGCCGAGGAUGACUGGAAGGAGGCAGAAUAUUGGCGAUUGUUCGCAGAGGAUAUGUACGAAAAAGGCUUGUUCCGGUUGCAAGGAAAGCUCAUUGACUCUCUCACUGGCAUGACUGAUGCAGAGAGAGAUGAGAUGCUGGACGAGGACGAGGACGAGGACGAGGACGAAGAGAAAGAGCGGGCGAAGGAGGUUCUUAAGAAGAAGGAGAUGGAGAUGGAGAAGGAGAAGGAGAAGGAGAAGGAGAAAGAGAAGGCUGACAUUGGAGCUGUGGUGGCUGCCCGCAAGGACACACUCGAGCCUCCUCGCGCGCUCCCGCUCCGGUCAAAGGGGGGCGCUGCCAACGCUCACGAGUUCACCAAGUCACUGGGAAGGUCAAGCGGCAAGACGCUCAUCGCGAAGUGGAAGGCAGAGAUGGCCAAGUCCGGGUCGGCGAAGGGUGACAAGAUAUGA